GUGUGGGUUUCCUGUUCCUUGUUUCAAAAAGAAUGGCGGGGGUUGCUUUAGAAGACGAGCUGAGCUGCUCCAUCUGCCUGAACCUUUAUACGGAGCCGGUGUCACUGAGAUGUGGACACAACUUCUGCCGGGAUUGUAUUGUGACUGUUCUGGAUACACAGGAGGGGUCCGGAGUUUAUUCCUGUCCGGAGUGCAGAGAUGAGUAUGUAGAGCGCCCCACUCUGGAGAAGAACAGGAAGCUGUGUAACAUUGUGGAGAAUUUCAGAUCUACACAACAAAAGGAGGAGAAAAGUGAGAUCCUCUGUACAUAUUGUGUGGAUUCUCCGGCAGUUGCUGUGAAGACUUGUCUGCAAUGUGAGACUUCUAUGUGUGAUAAACACCUGACAGCCCACAACAAGGCGGUGGAGCAUGUGUUGAUAGAACCCACCUCGUCCUUCAGUAGUAAAAAAUGCUCCAUCCACAAGAAGCUUCUGGAGUAUUACUGCGCCGAGGACGCCGUCUGUCUAUGUGUGUCCUGCUGUCUGGUGGGGAAACAUAAAGGACAUGAAGUGGAACUUCUAGAAGAGGCUUUGGGGAAGAAGAAGGAGAAACUGAGAAAUGUUCUAGAAAAUUUGACCACAAUAAAAGAUACAACUGAGAAAAAAAUUCAGAAUCUACAGGAACACGAGAAAAAAGCACAAGAAAAAGCCGAUGAUGAGAAGAAGAGAGUCGCUGCCCUGUUUGAGGAUAUCAGGAGACAGCUGGAGGUCCAGGAACAGAGAGUCCUGAGUGAGAUCUCCAGACAGGUAGAGGAGGUCUCAUUAUCCAUCAAUGAUCUCCUCAAACAGUUGGAGAUACAGAAGGACGAGCUGUCCAGGAAAAUCGCUCACAUAGAUAAGCUGUGUAACUUGACCGACCCAAUAACUGUCCUACAAGAUCAGGAAUCGGACACGGGUGACCAGAGUCUGGAGGAAUCUUCUGUUCGUGAUCUGGAUUACGUUCUGAUCUCAUUCGUGUUACACAGAUCUAUAACUGGUCUCAUCUCUAACCUGGCUUCAAAAGUUGCCUUUCGUGAACAAGAGGUGACAGAUUUGUUGCUGGAUGUAAAAACUGCAAACAAUUUUGUGGCUUUAACCGAAAACCUGAAAGAAGCAUCGAAGUCUAAAACAAGUCAGAACAGACCAAAAUUACCUGAAAGAUUUACAAAAUUCUACCAAGUAUUGAGCACCGAAACCUUUUCCUCUGGGCGGCAUUACUGGGAAGUAGAGGCCAGUGACAGCGGUAACUGGGAUAUCGGCAUUUGCUACCCCAGUAUAGGAAGAGAAGGAACUACAUCUAGCGUUGGAGAUAAUGAGAAGUCUUGGAGUUUCCGCAUGGAGAAUCAAAACUAUUCAGCUUUACACAAUUCACAGAUACAGGAGUUGAACCCUGGGUCUGCGGUGCAGAGAUUGGCAGUAGAUCUGGAUUAUGAAGGCGGCCGUCUGUCCUUCUACCAGCUCUGCGACACCAUCAGACACCUCCACACCUUCACCACCACCUUCACCGAACCCCUCCAUGCUGUCUUCUAUGUGAAUUACGGAGCCUGGGUGAAGCUGGUAUCUCCGGUGUUUUCUAUCAAACCAUAAUUUAUGAAAUUUCCUAUAUUUUACAGUGUUAUCCAAAAAAAAAAGAAAGAAGGGGGGUAGGUGAUUAAAGAUCUUGACUGUAGCGACAA
Messenger RNA from Rana temporaria (common frog), 1693 nucleotides. RefSeq names its product E3 ubiquitin-protein ligase TRIM39-like. The record is from RefSeq and is a predicted model, not a curated record. Gene Ontology annotation, molecular function: zinc ion binding; protein binding. NCBI's taxonomy places the organism in Eukaryota, Metazoa, Chordata, Amphibia, Anura, Ranidae. The transcript has a single exon. The coding region runs from base 33 to 1604 and encodes 523 amino acids.